This is a messenger RNA of Penicillium expansum, 990 nucleotides long. Its product is annotated as putative JmjC domain protein. The transcript has 2 exons. The record is from RefSeq and is a predicted model, not a curated record. NCBI's taxonomy places the organism in Eukaryota, Fungi, Ascomycota, Eurotiomycetes, Eurotiales, Aspergillaceae. Gene Ontology annotation, molecular function: 2-oxoglutarate-dependent dioxygenase activity. The coding region runs from base 1 to 990 and encodes 329 amino acids.
AUGAAGCUUCAGCAAUGGUCAAUCCGAGUCUGGACGCGACUCCCUCGUUCAUUCCUCUAUAAUAGCCCCCGAUUAAGCGUCCGAAACCUUUCCGUUUCCUCAAAACCUCAGUGCCGACCUCUUGACAUCCUCGAAAAUGCUACUUUGGACACCUUCCAGCAGCGAUGCUUCCUCCCCGAACAACCAGCAAUUCUCCCGCGAUCUACCUUCCAAGACCUCCCCGCACUGAAACAAUGGUUCAAACGCGCGGGUCCGGAGUCAACACCAGGCACUUCGAACCCCGUCGCAAGCCUGAACGUGGAGUAUCUCCACAAACACGGCGCUGACGCCUUCGUCCCACUCGAGCUCACGGAAUCUACAUCGACAGACACUACAUCCGAAUCGAACGGUGGGACAACAGAAACACUUAGCUUCCGGCAAUUCCACGCGCCGCUCACGCUGUUCCUCGACUGGAUGCGCACGGCUGAGACCACUCCGCAGUCAACGCGGCUCUACCUAGCACAAUGCCAGCUCCUGGACCUCCCUCCCGUCCUUCGAGAAGACUUUCCGACACCGGAGCUUGUAGCGCGUGCGGGAAAGGGCGAUGUGUAUGAUACAAAUGUCUGGAUUGGACACCCGCCCACUUAUACGCCGCUCCACCGCGACCCGAACCCGAACUUAUUUGUCCAGCUGGCUGGGGAAAAGGUUGUGCGGCUGCUUGCGCCGGUGGAUGGGCAGGCUGUGUUUGGGGCUGUGAGGAGGCAGCUGGGGAAGAGUGGGAGUCGGGAGGCAGCGGCUUUCCGGGGCGAGGAGAUGAUGCAGGGGAUGGAGAGGGCGCUGUUAGAUGAGAUGGUUUGGGGGACUCCGGUGUCUGCCGAUUUGGAUGCGGGGGUUGGCUUUGAAGCGCGGCUUGGGGCUGGUGAUGGGUUAUUCAUUCCCAAGGGGUGGUGGCAUAGUAUUAAGGGUGUUGGUGAAGGUGUUACGGCUUCGGUCAACUGGUGGUUUCGAUAG